AUGCUUUCCGCUGCGUGUACACUGGGAAAGUGCCCUCAAGUUUCUUUGGCUCACAGAGGCCGCACGAACCACGCGUCCGCGUCUCUUUUUUCCGUUCUGCGACUGUCCCUCUCUCUAGGGUUGCGCCAUCUGUUCAGCCUGCCACGCGGCUUUUUUUGCCUCUGGAAACGCCUCUGUUUCUGGAUCUUUCUCCUUUCCUUUCUCUGGAAAAAACACCCUUUUGUUGCACCCUGGCGCUCUUUGGGCAGCCGCGAACGCUGCUCGCCUCACUGCCCUUGGCGCGGUUUACGGACCUGCGUUGUCUCUUGCCUUCUCCUCUCGUGGACGUCUCUUUGUCUCUCUUCUCAAGCUCCACCUCUAACUAGCCCCGUCCGACAAACCGCCACGUCUCGCCCUUCCACGUCGUGCGCUUUUGUCUCUUCUGCUGCUCCCGCCUCGCUCUCUGCCUCGAGGUCUGAGCCGUUGGAACGUCUCACCCUAAAUCGUCCCUCCGCUUCUCUUCCUUCGCCCUCCCAGUUCGGCGUAUGCUCGCGAUCGACGCCCUCGAACGCGCGGUUGAACUCGAAUGUGUCCGUCCCCGUCUCGCAGUUCUUCGGCUUUCCCUCGAAACAAACCGCAGUGGACUCAACUCUCGUGCAUCUACCGCGCGUGUUUCCGAUCUCUGGUCGGCCGUUGCGUCUGCGCCUAACGACGUUUGUUGUCUCCGGCCGUUCACCCUGUUCUUGGAAACCCCGCGUAUCUGCUCAUGUGACAAAUUUCUCGUCGCGGGUCUUUACUUCCUCUCUUCCCUCACCUCUCUGUCUCUGGCGUCCCGAGUCCCAACGCCGCCCCUUGCCCGCGCCCCAGCCUUCUCUCGCUCACGCCUCUUCUCCUUCCAUCUUUCCUCUCUUACGCUCCUCAUUCGCUGCUGUCUCUUCAGCUUCUGUGUCUUCGUCCGUCUUCCCUGGCAUCUCCCGGACCUUUCCUCCCUCUACCUUACCCCCUCUCCCGUCCGGCUCUGUUGCCUCUCUCUUGUCUCCUGGCUCUUCUCUUUCUUCUCCUCCCUCUCCGUCUUUCUCUCCUGCUCUCUCACCUUCCUGGGCAGCUGUCUCCAACGACGCCGGACCCAUUCGUGUUCUUUUCAUCGGCAGCCCAGCAGUCGCUGUUUCUGCGUUGGAAGUCCUCCUCGCCUCUUCGCUGAAUUUUUCUUGCGCGUCUCUUCCUUCGCUGCCCUCUGACGAUGCGAAAGAGAGAGGACCUCCCGCGAGCACAAAGCCCCGCGCGAGGUCUGCUGCGCAUCGUGUGGGGUCCGUUGCCAAGCCGAACCGCGAGAAAAACAUUCUGGGUCUGCCCGGGGGAUUCGUCGUCUCUGCCGUUCUCUGUCGACGGCCUUCUCGACGCGGCCGAGGCAGAAAAACAUUCGUACCUUGUCCGGUCCAGGUGAAAACCGCCUUUGCCGAGACUCUCUCCCCGCCUCUCCCUCUUUUCCUGGCGUCGGACCUCUCCUCGCCUUCUCUCUUGGCGGCUCUCGACAGCCUCUCUCUCGACCUCGCAGUGUGCGCGGCCUUCGCCUUGAAACUCCCCGAUACCCUUCGGUCCCUGCCGCGGCAUGGUACGGUCUUGAUUCAUCCUUCUUUGCUUCCACGGUACCGCGGAGCAGCUCCGGUACGCCGUGCUCUCUUGAAUGGCGAGCGGCGCGUCGGUGUGUCGCUGGUACGGCCUUCUGCUCGCUUCGACGAGGGCGCACUACUGCAUCAAAGUUGCCUGGAACUUUCCGGAAACGAGCAUGCAGAGGAAGUUGAGGAGAAACUUUUCCAACGGGGAGCUCAGGCUCUUUUAAAUACCUCUCUCUGGACAGGAAGACGCACAGGCGGAGGUCCGGGCGUCCAGCAAGAUGCGAGCAAAGCGACAGCAGCGCGAAAAAUUAGGGCAGAGGAACGGCGAAUUUCCUUCGCGGAAAUGUCGGCGUCGAAAAUCCACAACACCGUCCGAGCGCUCGCCUCUCAUGGCAGCGGUGUGUGGACAGACCUAGAAACUGGUUUUUUUGAUUCGUCGUGCAAAGGAGACCAAACAGAAGAAAGGAACUCGGAGCCAGGCGAGACAGUCAAGGAAGGCGCUGGAUGUGUUGCGAACAGCCGAAGAGGUACUGACACAAUAAGGCAGACAAUGAAGGUCAAACUCCUCCGUACGCGUCUUGGUUCUGUGUUGCCCGAAGAGAAGGCAGGCGCAGAUGAGCCGAAAGGCGCCGCUUCAGAGGAAGCACCUACUUGCUUGGCGGCACAGAAAAGUUCCUCUGUCGUCCAUGCCUGUUUGAGCGAGACGCCGGAAGAAAAUGUUUCGACUUCAGUGGCCUCCGAACCAAACCUCCGGGGCAAAAAAGGUUCCAACACACGCGUAUCAAGCAGCCAAACUCCGCCUGAGUUCUCGCCUCAAGGCUCCGCACUAUCCCGAAACGUUUGUCUCGAUGCUUCCGGAGCUCUGCGCUUUGUAUGCGGCGACGGAAGUGUGCUUCUGGUUGAAAAACUCCAGCGAGAGAGCCGGGGUCCGCUGAGCGCACCCGAUUUUUGGAAUGGUCUCAUGGGCUUUGCCCAGCGGAGUCGAAAGAGCGUCGAAAAGAGCGACGCCUCCGAGUGUAUGUUCACCGGGGAGGAAUGGGAAUCUGAGAGGAGAGGCCAGGUGCGCUCGCUUCGACAGCGACGAGGUCAGGCCAUUUUCCUGCGCUGGGUUAACUGA
Neospora caninum is the source of this 2712-nucleotide messenger RNA. RefSeq names its product putative formyl transferase domain-containing protein. The coding region runs from base 1 to 2712 and encodes 903 amino acids. Gene Ontology annotation, biological process: conversion of methionyl-tRNA to N-formyl-methionyl-tRNA; biosynthetic process. Gene Ontology annotation, molecular function: methionyl-tRNA formyltransferase activity. Lineage: Eukaryota; Apicomplexa; Conoidasida; Eucoccidiorida; Sarcocystidae. The record is from RefSeq and is a predicted model, not a curated record. The transcript is spliced from 5 exons.